CAAACACGAGGACCAACGCUUGCCGGCUGUUCACCAUGAACGUCGUGAAAAUAUUGGCCAUCAUCGUGGUGACGUCCGUCGUCACUCUCCUGUGUAUUCGCUCGGGUCAGGCGAUGUCCAAGACCUCUGGGACUGUUUACAACAAGACCAGUGAGAAACCGGGAUCCCGAGACCAAGGAAAAUUUCCAUCGGUCAGCAUAACUUCCAAAACCGUCACGCCGAAAGCGACUGAAAACCCGGUAGACGAACAACGGAAAGAAGUGCGGACGAUCGUUGCGGUCGUAACUCCGGAGCCGAAGGGAGAAGAAAGAUUAGAAAACGAAAACCAAACAACAACAUCGACUACCACUAUUUCUACCAUUACCGCUGAACCCUUGCAGUUAGCCACUAGUAGGUCUUUGAAUAGUGGGUUUAACGGUGACAAUCGCAUCACCGUACUCGGACCUUUGGUGUCCGGUAAGAAAACUUCGCCAAUAGUAGUUCGAGGAAAAUUGAUAGGAAAAACAACGCACCAGCCCAACUACCAAGCCAGUAACAGCAUGACUGUUGUGAGCAACAAAGAUGACGAUCACGAUAACGAGGCCAACAUUAUUGUCGAUGCCGAUGUGUAUCACGUGAACAAUAGGCAAAUGGGCAAUAACGAUUACUCGACCAUCGACACGGACAUAUCGGUGGCGGAAGAAGACGGUUCUGCUGGCUAUCAAGAUUCGUACAGCGCUAACCCCAACGACGGAACCGGAUGGAGCUCUAGCGGCCAAACAGGAAGUUACGGCGGUGGCGUUCCGACGAUUGGCCGUCCGCCGUACGGCGUCGCCGCGGUGCCUUACCCAUAUCCGGUCGGCUACAAGCAUCACGUAUCGUACAUAAGUAACGUUCCGCCGGCGUAUCCGUACGGCCACCGUCCCACGGGACAGUACAACAUGAAUAGCAACUUCAAUCAACAGGUGCAGAUGAUCUACGACAAAAUCGACUGGCACAAGGUCGGCAUGAUAGCGCUGUUUAAGAUCGGGCUGGCCAAGCUCAAGGCGUUCGGGUUCCUUAAGAUCCUGUUCCUGAUCGUGUUCAAGCUCAAGAUGUUCCUGAUCGCCAUGUUUUUCAAGUUCCUGUUGAUCGCCAAGCUGAUGAAGCUAUUCAAGUUAAUUAUGAUACCGCUCAUCCUGAUGACGCUCCUGCCGCUAAUCCUGUCACUGUUCUCAGCCCCGAUGCUCGUUGGCGGGCUGUUGACCAUCCCGUCACGAAUACUCGAUUUCCUGACAGGACCAGUGUUCGUACCGGCGUCGGCUACCGCGGCUACCAAAGUUUUCACGGAGUCUACUCCGAUCACGGGCACGGCGGCCGGAAAAAACGGCGUCUUGCCGCCGUCUUUCAGUAAACCAGACGACAUAACGGUAAGCGAUCACCGGCGAUUGGAUAUGUUCAACCCGGCUUUGACUGUAUUCCGGAGAGUGUUGGACUCGGAAAAGUGCGUGGAAAGAAUUGCGUGUCGGAUGGCUGUUGUGGAAAAAGCCGGUGUACUUCCAGUUUGGAUUAAUUGGAUGCUUUAUCGAAUAUCAAAAGUUAUUCCAAAUGAAAAACUAGAAUCUUAUCUCAAAGCAUAUUCUGAUGUAAGCAAUGUGAUAUAUAACAAGUCGGAUAACCCAGUAAAUUGGGUAACAUGGUGCUCAGAACGUUAUGACUGCAAUAUUACUAACACUUCUAAUACGGCAACAAAUAUGAUAGACGCAGUACAAUGAUAAUACUUAUUAUUAGU
Melanaphis sacchari is the source of this 1750-nucleotide messenger RNA. RefSeq lists its product as uncharacterized. Lineage: Eukaryota; Metazoa; Arthropoda; Insecta; Hemiptera; Aphididae. Bases 36 to 1733 code for a protein of 565 amino acids. The record is from RefSeq and is a predicted model, not a curated record. The transcript is spliced from 3 exons.